Messenger RNA from Saccostrea echinata, 2427 nucleotides. Its product is annotated as putative divalent cation/proton antiporter TMEM165. Gene Ontology annotation, cellular component: Golgi apparatus. Gene Ontology annotation, biological process: Golgi calcium ion homeostasis; Golgi calcium ion transport; manganese ion transmembrane transport. Gene Ontology annotation, molecular function: calcium ion transmembrane transporter activity; manganese ion transmembrane transporter activity. NCBI's taxonomy places the organism in Eukaryota, Metazoa, Mollusca, Bivalvia, Ostreida, Ostreidae. The record is from RefSeq and is a predicted model, not a curated record. Bases 218 to 1099 code for a protein of 293 amino acids. The transcript has 7 exons.
AUCGGGAUCAAAAGUCGAAAAAAUAACCCGGAAGUGAACAGGUGUCGCACUGUGACGUCAAGCUUUCACGUACAGGCCAGUGUCAAUCCAAGGAUGUGAGUGUAAAUGCAUGAAUGACAGCUCUUUUAUCUUUAUAUUUGCCGAAUUAUCGAUUUUUGGGAAAUCCUCUGAUUGUUAUAUUCACCAAUUGUAAAAGACGUUUUCCGGGUUCUCCAAGAUGAAGGGAAAAGCUACGUUUAUUGUGACUGUCGUGUUCAUAGUUUCAAGCUGUUUGGUGCUAGAAAGUAUCUCAGAACCGAUCAAAGAUGUGUCGGAGAGCUCUAAAGAACACGAUUCUAAAAAGAAUGAGGAGAGCUCAGAUGAGGGGUCUAUUAUCCACACACUGAGGAAGAGGAAGGGGAAUCUCGGAUUUCUUCAUGCCUUCAUUGCCUCCCUCUCCGUCAUCAUUGUAUCUGAGCUCGGGGAUAAGACAUUCUUCAUCGCGGCCAUCAUGGCAAUGAGACAUUCACGUCUGACAGUAUUCUCUGGAGCUUUGGGUGCUCUAGGAUUAAUGACAGUUCUUUCUGCUCUUCUGGGAUAUGCUACCACCAUUAUACCAAAAAAAGUGACUUACUAUGCUUCAACGAUCCUGUUUGCUGUGUUUGGAAUGAAAAUGAUAAAAGAAGGUUAUGAGAUGUCCCCUGAUGAAGGACAAGAAGAGUAUGAAGAAGUUCAAGCUGAUCUUAAGAAAAGAGAGGAAGAGUUAGAGAAGCAGAACACUCCAGUAGAGGACAUAGAAACAGGCAUUAUACGGACGCCAGGCCGUCGCUGGUUCCAAGGAAUUCUGGGAACCAUAUUUUUACAGGCAUUUACGCUGACAUUUUUAGCAGAAUGGGGAGAUAGAUCUCAAAUAACAACCAUUGUUUUAGCAGCUAGAGAGGAUGUUAUGGGGGUAAUCAUUGGGGGUACUCUGGGUCAUGCCAUCUGUACGGGCAUCGCAGUAUUAGGAGGGAGGAUCGUAGCUCAAAAAAUUUCUGUCAGAACAGUGACAUUAAUAGGAGGAGUGGUCUUUCUUGUUUUUGCAUUGUCCGCGUUCUUUGUGCCGGUACAUGACUUGUGAUGAACGUUCAGACUUCUGUGUUACUAACCAGACACUUCAUACUCACUAACGGCAGUAGAAAACACUGAUGUUACUAACAUAUACAAACUACUGGCCAAUCAACCAUAGGGGAUUUGGCCAAGAUAAAUAAAUAGUGUGUUUCCUAUUCCAUCCUGAGAAAAAAUAGGGUAGGUAGGUAGGGGAAAACAUUUUAUUUUAUUUUAGUAUUUAAUUGGGAAGCACGCUACCAUUUUUCCCCUGGGAAAUCGCUGUCAAACAUUUUUGAUUAAUGUGUAUAGAAUAUGCAUUUUUUGAAACACAGAAGUUAUGGAGAUUAGGAUUUCUAAUAGUGAAACUGGAAUAAUUUACUCCUGGAAAGAUAUCUGCAGAUAAUCUUUUUUAGGGUUUGCUCAUAUAUUUUAGGGUCAGUCGGGGAACCGGAAACACACUAUAUUUAUCUAGGUCUUAAUUCCCAAUUUUAUCCCUCUGCAGUGCAGUAAAUGUGUUCUAUGUUCACGGCAUACUCUUGCCAUUGGCAAACUGUAUUUCAUUGAGCACCAUCAAAUGUCUCAAUCUGUCCACUGACUUUUAUCAAAAGUUUAACUGGGAUUUUCAAAUGUAAACACAAUGAGAAGUAGGUUUUGUUUUGAGUUAAUGGACGAUUUUCUUCUUAUUUUAAGAUGAGGUAUAAAUUUUAUUUGACUUCCUACAGAUCUAUCAGAAUUAUGUUUAAAUUUUAUUGAUAAGAGUCACACAUAUUUUAGACAAUUGAUGCUGUAUUUAUUUUAACAGAAUUUAACAUUUAAAUCGUGAGAUUGUCUUGUGCUCAGUUCAUUUUGUGGAAGCAUUUAAACAUUGUACAUGUGUAUUUUGUUAUAUGAGAGAUGCAAUGAUGUUUGAUAUUUAUUGUGUGUACAUUAGAUUCUGACUCAUUUAUUUCUGUUGUUUACGUGUAUUUAUGUAUUACAGAAUGACAGUUUGUGUGUAAAUGAUAUGAUUCUUAUCGAGAGACUAUUUUAUUGUAAGGUAGCUUAGUGUGGUAUCAAGCAUACAUGUAAUCCGUUCUCAUCAAAUAAUGCCCUGUGACUGUUUUGUAAUGUGACUAUUGUUCGCGGUAUAGAAUAAGGACCUAAGUAUCAGUACUUUUUAUCUGUCUUAGGCUGUGCCAGCAUCCUGUCCUACUUAUUUUAAUUUUCUCCUAAAUGUGCCACAUUUUAUCUGCUUGGUCUCUCAAUGGAGACAAUUUAUGUACAAUGCCAGAAUCAUCUGUAAAUAUAAUACCCGGUACAUUCCAUUAUCGUGUGUUUUGAUAACAAAGCUUGAUGUCAAUACAAAACUUCUCAGUGAUA